Messenger RNA from Impatiens glandulifera, 1008 nucleotides. RefSeq names its product agamous-like MADS-box protein AGL80. The transcript has a single exon. Gene Ontology annotation, biological process: positive regulation of transcription by RNA polymerase II. The record is from RefSeq and is a predicted model, not a curated record. The coding region runs from base 1 to 1008 and encodes 335 amino acids. Lineage: Eukaryota; Viridiplantae; Streptophyta; Magnoliopsida; Ericales; Balsaminaceae. Gene Ontology annotation, molecular function: protein dimerization activity; RNA polymerase II cis-regulatory region sequence-specific DNA binding; DNA-binding transcription factor activity, RNA polymerase II-specific.
AUGACUAGAAAGAAAGUCAAGCUUACUUACAUUCUCAAUGAUACGGCUAGAAAAAUCACAUUCAAGAAGAGAAAAGUUGGCAUCGUGAAGAAACUAGAAGAAUUGACCACUCUGUGUGACAUUGAAGCAUGUACUGUCAUCUAUAGUGCCUAUGAUUAUCAACCUUUAGUCUGGCCAUCGAUUGAAGAAGUACACAGACUUAUCACGAAGUACCAGAGUUUUCCAAAGGUUGGUCAAGAAAAACGAAAGGUCAAUCACGAGACCUUCACUCGGCAGAGGCUGGAAAAGAUACAAAAAAAGCUUAGAAAACAACUAAGAGAAAACCAUCACAAUCAGAUGAUACAAAUCAUGUUUCAAUCCAUGAUGCAUCCACAAACAGCGAUGUCAAGGCUGAAUGUGGAAGAUUUCGAGGAGCUGGCUCGAGUUACCGACCAGAACCUGGUGGAGGUUCAGAGGAUGAUGGAGAUUCGUCUGAGGGAUUCCUCUUCUUUCAACCAUCCUCCUCCUCCUCAAUUUGGCACCGGCGGCAGUGAGGGUGGUGGUAGCCAACAAAUUGGUUUAACCCAAGCUGAAUUCAUGCCCCCAAAUCAUAGGGGGUUUGAUUCUUUCUUGGCGUCCAAUAUAACAUAUCCUCCUGCUCCGAUCAUGGAGUUUCCAACUCCCAACAUAGAUUUUCAACUUAACAAUAUGGGAUUUGAGCCCCAUCAUAUGAAUUUCCAACCUGAUAACAUGAUGUUUGAGCCUCGAAAUAUCAAUUUUCCACAUGCCAACAUGGGAUUUCAGCCUCCCAAUAUGGGUUUUCAACCCGAUAACAUGGGAUUUCAGGUUCCAAAUGUUGAUUUUCAACCGGCCAACAUGGGAAUUCAGCCUCUGCCCACUGAUUUCCCGCAAAAUGACAGGCCAUACAUGGUGGAUCCCAACAUGGGAAUGUCAUACCCGAGAAACCCGCCCACAUUUCCUUACUACCAUAACAAUGACAUGGGCCCACAUGACCCCUCUUCACAUUAA